Messenger RNA from Rosa chinensis, 2098 nucleotides. Its product is annotated as signal recognition particle receptor subunit alpha homolog. The transcript has 9 exons. Bases 1 to 1881 code for a protein of 626 amino acids. Gene Ontology annotation, biological process: SRP-dependent cotranslational protein targeting to membrane. The record is from RefSeq and is a predicted model, not a curated record. Gene Ontology annotation, molecular function: signal recognition particle binding; GTP binding; ATP hydrolysis activity. Gene Ontology annotation, cellular component: endoplasmic reticulum membrane; signal recognition particle receptor complex. Lineage: Eukaryota; Viridiplantae; Streptophyta; Magnoliopsida; Rosales; Rosaceae.
AUGUUAGAACAGUUACUGAUAUUUACUAGAGGAGGAUUAAUCCUCUGGACCUGUAAAGAGCUUGGAAAUGCUCUUAAAGGAUCGCCGAUCGACACUUUGAUCCGGUCCUGUCUUUUGGAGGAACGAUCCGGUGCAGCAUCGUAUGAUUAUACGGCUCCCGGGGCAGCUUACACGCUCAAAUGGACCUUCCAUAAUGAGCUUGGCCUCGUGUUUGUUGCUGUUUACCAGAAGAUCCUCCAUCUCUUGUAUGUGGAUGAUCUGCUUGCGAUGGUGAAGCAGAGCUUCGCGGAGAUUUAUGAUCCGAAAAGGACAGUGUAUGAUGAUUUUGACGAAACUUUCCGACAACUUAGGAAGGAGGCUGAGGCUCGUGCUGAGGAGUUGAAGAAGUCCAAGCAGGUGGGUAAGCCUGUGAGUAAUAGUAGGAAGCAAGGGCAGGUGCAGAAGGCGGGACUUGGAGGAGACAAGAAAAGUAAUGAAGGUGGUUUGGCUAGUGAUGGUGGGGAUGGCAAUGCUGUGAAAGGCCGUAAAUUGGAGAAUGGAAUCUCCAAUGGUAAUCAUGUUGUUAGCAAAGAAUCUAAUGUAGUUGGUACUGCUAACGGAAAAGAGAAUACUAGUUCCAAUCUCGGGGCUUUUGAUGUAAAUAAGCUUAAAUCUAGAUCUAAGGUUGGAAAGAAGACUGAAAAAACAGCUUCCCUUGAUAGGAAGGGCUCCAAGGCUGAGCCAAUAAAGAAGAUAACCAAGAAAAAUAGAGUUUGGGAUGAUUCUCCUCAAGAGUCGCGUGAGUCAAAAUUGGAUUUUACAGAUACUGUGGGUGAGAAUGAAGAUAACAAUAUUGAGGUUGUGGCAGCAGAUCAUGGUGAAAGUAUGAUGGAUAGGGAUGAGGAUUACAGUAGUGAAAGUGAGGCUGAAGAGGAAGAGGAAGUUGGAAAGCAAAGCAAGCCUGAUUCAAAAAAGAAGGGUUGGUUUUCAUCUAUGUUUCAGAGUAUUGCAGGCAAGGCAAACUUGGAGAGGUCGGAUCUGGAACCAGCUUUGAAAGCUCUCAAGGAUAGGCUCAUGACCAAGAAUGUGGCUGAGGAGAUAGCUGAGAAGCUUUGUGAAUCAGUGGCAGCUAGUCUUGAGGGUAAAAAGUUGGGUUCAUUUACAAGAAUAUCUUCUACAGUUCAGGGAGCGAUGGAAGAAGCUCUUGUUCGUAUUUUAACUCCUAGGCGCUCUAUUGAUAUACUGAGGGAUGUGCAUGCUGCCAAGGAGCAGGGCAAGCCUUAUGUUGUUGUUUUUGUUGGUGUCAAUGGAGUCGGGAAAUCUACUAAUUUGGCCAAGGUUGCCUAUUGGCUCCAGCAGCAUCAGGUCAGUGUUAUGAUGGCUGCAUGUGAUACAUUCCGAUCAGGGGCUGUUGAGCAGUUGCGUACUCAUGCACGUAGACUCCAGAUCCCUAUUUUUGAGAAGGGAUAUGAGAAAGAUCCUGCUGUUGUUGCAAAGGAAGCAAUCCAGGAGGCCAAACCCAAUGGUUCUGAUGUGGUUCUUGUUGAUACAGCUGGUCGAAUGCAGGAUAAUGAACCAUUAAUGAGGGCAUUGUCAAAGCUUAUCUACAUUAACAAUCCAGAUCUUGUCUUGUUUGUUGGAGAGGCACUGGUUGGGAAUGAUGCUGUCGAUCAGCUUUCAAAGUUUAAUCAGAAACUGGGUGAUCUCUCACCUUCGCCAAACCCCAGAUUGAUAGAUGGAAUAUUGCUCACCAAGUUUGAUACCAUUGAUGAUAAGGUUGGAGCUGCACUGUCCAUGGUUUACAUAUCUGGAGCCCCGGUCAUGUUUGUUGGGUGCGGGCAAUCCUAUACAGACCUCAAAAAGCUGAAUGUCAAAUCGAUUGUCAAGACUCUCCUGAAAUGAGAGAUUUGGUGCUACCUGCUUACGUACAUUAUUCCUGAUGUGCCUUUUGUGUUGAUUCUCUUGAAUAUCACUGUUAUGAAACUGUGUUUGCUGCUCUUCCUUUAAUCUGUAUUGUCUCAGUGACCCAUGUUCUUACAAAACUUGGUGAAUCAGUCAUAUAGAGUUUUCCAAAGAUUCGUUGUAGCUUAAUCUCAUAAGAUAUAGUUUCUUAUCACUA